AUGGGGCUUAUGGCGCACCAACCAAGGAUGCCCCAAAACCAGAGGACCAGAGGGAGUGUUAGUGAGAAGGAAAGAGUCCAGUUUCUUUUUGAUUUGAGGAUUGUGUUAUUGGGAAACAGAGCAGCAGGGAAAACCUCUUUGGCAAACCUAAUAACAGGUCGUGCAGAGCCUCAUCUAAGGAGAACGGCCCAGUGUGUGAAGAUGCAUGGAGAUUUUGCCGGAAGGCAGGUCACUGUAGUUGAUACGCCGGGCUGGUGGAAGAACAACCUUGUAAAAGAAACCCCUGAAUUUCAAAAACAAGAGAUUGUGCUUAGCUUAGCUCCUCCUGGGCCCCAUGCGGUUCUGCUGAUCAAGUCAAGUCAAAUCAUACGUGUCAAUGCUUUAUUCAAAGAAAAACACAGGAGGUCGGCGCAGGAACACCUGGAACUUCUGAGCAAGAGAGUCUGGAAUCACACCAUAGUUGUGUUCACGUAUAAAGACCAGCUACAGGAACAAACUUUAGGAAAGCACACUGAAAGUGAAGGAGAGUCUCUUCUGCUCUGGCUAGUGGAGAAAUGUGGACACAGAUAUCAUGUUCUUAAUACUGAGAGAGCCACCGGUGCGCAGCUUAUGGGGUUUCUGGAGAAAAUAAACCCAAUGGUUGUGGGAAACAGUGGCUGUCAUUUUGAAAUGGAGAGAAAAUGGUUGCAUAAGGUAGAAGGAAUGAUGACGAAGAGAUACAUGAGAGCAAACCAGAGGAGGAAGAUGGUGCAAGAACAAUGGGAGACUCCACUUGUACGACAAGGUAAGAACCAGGGGCCGGAUUCACAUAGAGCUUCUUAA
This is a messenger RNA of Sinocyclocheilus anshuiensis, 822 nucleotides long. RefSeq names its product GTPase IMAP family member 4-like. The transcript has 3 exons. Bases 1 to 822 code for a protein of 273 amino acids. Lineage: Eukaryota; Metazoa; Chordata; Actinopteri; Cypriniformes; Cyprinidae. The record is from RefSeq and is a predicted model, not a curated record. Gene Ontology annotation, molecular function: GTP binding.